Molecule: messenger RNA, 2878 nt
Organism: Gaeumannomyces tritici R3-111a-1
Lineage: Eukaryota; Fungi; Ascomycota; Sordariomycetes; Magnaporthales; Magnaporthaceae
Product: conidiophore development protein hymA
Exons: 4
Coding region: 664-1776 (370 amino acids)
Biological process (GO): intracellular signal transduction
Molecular function (GO): protein serine/threonine kinase activator activity
Source: RefSeq, a predicted model, not a curated record
CUGGAGACCGCGGUGCGCUGCUCAUGUCGACAACAAAACCCCUGAAGCCCCGCCAGCGAACAGCCAGGCUUGGACAGUGGGGCCCUGGCACACAGCGGCGCAUGUCCCAGCUGGGGAGAUGUGCCCAAGCGUGGGAGCUAACGGGCGCGACCGUGCUGGAGUGGGAUUGAUGUGCCUCAAGGAUAUAUGUUGCCUCAGGAAACCAAAACACGGCGACGAGUAAAUAAUAUCGAGGCUAGCAUCAUCGCAGGCCCAGGACUACUGCUGCACCGCCCAUCAUCCCAGCGAGCAUUUUCUCACGUGCCAGCAUAAUUGACGGCCGUAACUCGACUUGACCCAGAGACGACCCAGGGGGUACUUUGGGCUACAUCCAACCCUCUCGCUGUGUCAACCGCCAAGCCAUCCGGUUGGGUUUCCACGCUGUGCUGCCCAGCCAAUCCAGCCAAGCCUCGGGCGACGAUAAUCCAAACGACCAACCGACAACCGACAACCCAGCACACGAACCCGGCACACGAAUCCGGUACACGAACCGGCGACAGCGUUGUAUCGGCCGGUCGCUCCCUGUUGGCCUCGCUAGCAUCGGUCCCCCGUGAGGAGCCGUGAGACAAAAGCAUAAAGAACUGAGGCUCGCCCUGGGCGAAGCCGUCAAUACAGGCCACCGAGAUGUCAUUCUUCUUUGGGAGGGGUAGGAUUCGCACAAACACACUCGACCUAGCCAAGCAGGCCCGCGAACAUGUGCUCAGGCUUGACAACCAGAGCGGUGCCGGCAAGGCCGAGGAGCUAUCCAAAAUCCUCAGCCACAUGAAGCAGGUCAUGCAAGGCACAACCGAGGCCGAAGUCAACCCAGAGCAUGUGUACCAGGUGGUACUGGGCAUGAUCGAAGAGGACCUCCUGUACCUGCUGGCCGUCAACCUACACAAGCUGCCCUUCGAAUCGCGCAAGGACGCCCAGGUCAUCUUCUCGUCGGCCUUGCGCUUCCGGCCGCCCUCGGCCUCGGCCAAGAGCGACCCUGUCGCCCUCAGUUACGUCGUCACGCAAAGACCCCAGGUGUUGCUGGAGCUGUGCAAGGCAUACGACCACAAGGAAUGCGCCACGGCGGCCGGCUCGGUUCUGCGCGAGGUGCUGAAGCACGAGGCCGCCUGUACAAUUAUUCUAUAUGACGAAGGGGAGGAGGGCGGCACCCCCAAGCCCGUUGGCAGUAUUGACAAGGACAAGCCCCAGACGGGCAACGGCAUUUUCUGGCGGUUCUUCGACUGGAUUGAUAAGAGCUCCUUUGAAGUAUCCGCAGACGCCUUUACAACUUUCAGGGAAAUCCUCACCAAACACAAGGAGAUAGUACCUCACUACCUCCGGGUCAACUUCAGCCUCUUCUGCAGCAAGUACAACACUGUACUGGUGCAGUCGAGUAGCUAUGUGACAAAACGGCAGUCUAUCAAACUGCUGGGCGAGAUCCUGCUGGACCGGUCCAAUUACUCGGUCAUGACCGAGUACGUGGCUUCGGGCGAGCACCUCAAGAUCUGCAUGAACCUACUGCGCGACGACCGCAAGAUGGUGCAGUACGAGGGCUUCCACGUGUUCAAGGUGUUUGUUGCCAACCCCAACAAGUCGGUGCCCGUGCAGCGCAUCCUCCUCAUGAACCGCGACAAGCUCCUCAAUUUCCUGUCGCACUUCCUCGAGGACCGAACCGACGACGAGCAGUUCAUCGACGAGCGCGAGUUUCUCAUCAAGCAGAUCAGAAACAUGCCUGCCACCCCAGUUCCGCCCCCGGCGAGGUGAAGGAGAGGAAGCUUGGAGUGGUGACGGCCAUUCUUUACACCAACCGCGCGGACAGCAAAAGUAAAAGCACGCCAAAAAAAAAAAAAAGAGGCAGGGCUGUUGAGCAAGGGCUCGCAAGAUCGAUGGCUGGGACAGGCGAGAUCGGGUUCUCAUAGAGUGUGCAUCAACGGUUGAGGCGUUAUCUGGGACAGCAAGGGAGGGGCAUGCGGCGAGGCGGAAGGGGACGGCUUUAUGUCUACGAGGCAGCAGCCGCACAGGUUGAUCAAGAAACUCUGUGGGAUGGGGGGAGCGAGACGGAGUCCCAUGCGACCUGGGGCUCGGAACAGGAAAGGACAGGAUGGGACGGACGGACCAAAGACCCUCUAGAGCGGCCGAGCGCUCCGGCCGGGCGGUGCAGCUCGCGCCUUUCUCCCCAAGUCGGUGUACCGAAAGGUCCUUCUUGCAUGGUCGGGAGCCCAAGUGAGGCACGGAUUCCCAUUAGAGAGACGGAGCACACCUGGCUCUCGGACGGUCUCGGUCCGCAUAUGCGUGCUUGCGCAGGCCCUAAUACUUAUUUACCGACGCAAGGAAUAGGAGAAGAUGAGCAUCUACGUGAACGGACAAAAACGAACGAAUCACAGGGGAUAGAUGCCAGCCGCGACGCCCAUAACAACCGCCACCGCCACCGCCACCGUCUGCGGUUGAAGCGACGGAGAUGGCCCAAGCCACCAGGCUUUCAACGUAUCUUUCAUGUUGCCAGCGGUGCGCCGUCAUCAGCCACUCAUGAAAAGAUGCCGUGGGCUCAAAAUGCAAAGCAAGCGCAGGUGAAUCAGCAACCGAGGUUGGGUGGUAGCAGUAAGCAAUAUUUCAUUCGACCAUUUGUUGAUGGAGGCGCAUUUCAUAGAUGCGUCAUCUCUUGGGUUUAUAUCUGUACAUUUGAUUUGAUGUAUGUUUUUUUUUCCCGAGGCGCGGGCAGCUCAAGGCUCCUGCUCCCCCUAAACUCCAUCACAUCUCCAUUCAGAAGUCGCCACACGCGUACCUGUGUCAGACCGCUUUGUUAUUUCGCCUCGUCUCCUUGACCUCUCGGGCGGCGUCGUCUACGGGUGGGGUUGGAGAAAAUCGG